Molecule: messenger RNA, 1418 nt
Organism: Cornus florida
Lineage: Eukaryota; Viridiplantae; Streptophyta; Magnoliopsida; Cornales; Cornaceae
Product: probable mannitol dehydrogenase
Exons: 5
Coding region: 147-1232 (361 amino acids)
Biological process (GO): lignin biosynthetic process
Molecular function (GO): cinnamyl-alcohol dehydrogenase activity; zinc ion binding
Source: RefSeq, a predicted model, not a curated record
UAUAUGACCUUUCGAUAUACAUACAUAUAUAUAUAAGUGUAUCUAUACCUCAAUACUCUUGGAAAAUGCAGCCACGGAUUCAAUUUUCUAUAUCACUCUUUCCCUGAAGCAGAUUUCUGUCACUCUCUCUCUUUCUCUCUCUAACAAUGACUCAGAAAUCACAGGAAGAGCAGCACCCGGUGAAGACCUACGGAUGGGCAGCUAGAGACGCAUCUGGCUUUCUCUCUCCCUUCAAAUUCUCAAGAAGGGCAACUGGUGAGGACGAUCUGAGAUUUAAGGUGCUCUAUUGUGGAAUCUGUCACACUGACCUUCAUUUCAUCAAGAACGAAUGGGGCGUCUCCUUCUAUCCUAUUGUACCAGGGCACGAGAUUGUUGGUGUAGUGACAGAGGUGGGUAACAAGGUAAAGAAAUUUAAAGUUGGAGAUAAAGUGGGAGUCGGAUGCGUGGUUGGUUCAUGUGGCUCUUGUGAGGGCUGUUCCAAUCACCUUGAAAAUUACUGUCCCAAAAUGAUGCUAACCUAUUGUGCCAUUUACCACGACGGAACCCCCACAUAUGGAGGCUACUCUAAUGAGAUGGUGGUCAGUGAGCACUUUGCUAUUCGAUUCCCAGAGAACAUACCACUUGAUGCUGGUGCUCCACUGCUUUGUGCUGGUAUCACUGUGUACAGCCCUUUGAAAUACUAUGGAUUAGAUAAACCUGGUAUGCACUUGGGAGUGGUGGGGCUUGGUGGGCUUGGUCACGUUGCCAUAAAAUUUGCCAAGGCUUUUGGGCUGAAAGUGACAGUGGUCAGUACCUCUCCUAACAAGAAGGAGGAAGCGAUGAAACAUUUUGGUGCUGACUCAUUUUUGGUUAGCAGUGAGCAAGACCAAAUGCAGGCUGCUAUGGGCACCCUUGAUGGUAUUAUAGACACGGUAUCUGCUUUUCACCCCAUCAUGCCGUUGGUUAAUCUUCUGAAGUUUCAUGGAAAGCUUAUAACGGUUGGAGCACCACAAAAGCCAUUAGAGCUACAGGUCUUUCCUUUGAUUAUGGGAAGGAGGAUGGUGGCUGGGAGUAACAUUGGCGGAUUGCAGGAGACUCAAGAAAUGAUUGAUUUUGCAGCAAAACACAAUAUCACCGCACAGAUUGAGCUUAUUAAAAUGGAUUACGUCAACACUGCAAUGGAGCGACUACAAAAUGCCGACGUUAGAUACCGAUUUGUCAUUGACAUUGCCAACAGCUUGAAACCUGCUUAAUCUCUAUUAUAUGACUGGCAGAUUAUCAUCUCUAAAGUCUUUGAUUAACAUCCUAGGACUCUGGGCUUAAAUGCACUUGGGAUGUUUUAAGUUUCUUUGAAUAAUGUUUGCAUUUUUUGUUGUUGUUGGAAUUAAUAUAUAGCUGAUUAUAAGAAUAUGAUCGAUUUUGAGAAAUAAAAAGCUAAU